Molecule: messenger RNA, 1790 nt
Organism: Equus caballus (horse)
Lineage: Eukaryota; Metazoa; Chordata; Mammalia; Perissodactyla; Equidae
Source: RefSeq, a predicted model, not a curated record
CCCGUUCGGGGCAAGAUAACAGGCGGGAAUAAGUCAGCACCCCUGCUGCCCUCUCCGGCCUUGUCCCUGCAGACACUGCCCGGGUCUGGAGCAGUGGGCACCAUGUCCUCGCUGGCCGCCCUCCUGCUGUUCGCGGGUCUGUCCCUGGGCCCAGCCACUGAGGCGGCCGUCGUAUUUGACCCCAAGCCAGCCCUGUGGGCAGAGGCCGACUGGCAGCAGGAGCCCUGGACCAACUUGAUGCUGACCUGCCAGGCCCGCCUGCAGACCAAGGACUUCCAGCUCUUCAAGGAUGGGGUGGCCCAGGAACCUGUGCAGGUUGGCUCACCCACCAUUGAGCACCAGUUCCCACUAGGAGCAGUGACCAGUGACACCCGGGGCCUCUACCGCUGCCGCUCUGGCUUGGACAGCGGCUGGACCCAGCUGAGCAACCUGGUGGAGGUGACUGGAGCAGAGUCCCUGCCCCCACCCUUGCUCUCGACUGAGCCUGUGUCCUGGAUCACACCGGGCCUGAACACAACGCUGCGGUGCCAAGGGGGGCUUCGGGGUGUUACUUUCCUGCUGAGGCGGGAGGGCGACGACCAGUUUCUGGAGGUGGCUGAGGCCCCUGAAGAUGUGGUGGUCACCUUCCCGGUCCACCGGGCUGGCAACUACAGCUGCAGCUACCGGACCCACGCAGCAGGAGACCCCUCUGGGCCCAGCGCCCCUGUGACUAUCGAGGAGUUGGCCGCGCCCCCGCCGCCCGUGCUGCGUGUCCAGGAAGCUUCAGCCCAGGUCCUGCGCCCCGGCGUGAGCCUCCGCCCCAAAUGCGCGGCGCCCCUGGGCGGCGUGGACUUCCAGCUGCGGCGGGGCGAGCAGGAGCUGCUUGUGCCCAUGAGCUCCGCCUAUCCCGACCGCGUGUCCUUCCACCUGGACGCGCUCGCCCCGGGGGACGGCGGCCUCUACACCUGCCGCUACCGGCUGCGCGACGCUCAGAGAGCCUGGUCCUGGUCCGGGGACAGCGCGCCCGUCGAGCUGCUGCUGAGCGAUGAGACGCUCCCGGCACCCGAGCUGAGCGCGGAGCCUGCGACCCCGGACCCCGCGGCCGGCGCGCGGGUGCAGCUGCGGUGCCGGGCCCCGCGGGCCGGCCUGCGCUUCGCCCUGGUGCGCGAGGACGCGGGCGGGCGCCGGGCCCUGCAGCUCCUGAGCCCCGCGGGGCCCGAAGCCACCUUCGAGCUGAACGACGUCUCGCUGCUGGACUCGGCCAACUACAGCUGCGUCUACGCGGACCGCGCGCCGCCCUUUGCGGGCUCCGCGCCCAGCAAGGCCGUGGAGCUGCGCGUGCGCGGACCCCCGCCCAGGCCGCAGCUCCGGGCUCUGUGGAGCGGGGCGGUGACCCCGGGCCGCGACGCCACCCUGCGCUGCGAGGGCCAGAUGCCCGACGUCACCUUCGAGCUGCUGCGCGUGGGCGACACGGAGGCGUCCGCGGUGGCCCGGGCCCAGCACCGCCACUGGGCCGACCUGGUGCUGAGCUACGUGGGGCCGCAGCACGCCGGCAAAUACAGCUGCCGCUACCGCGCCUGGCGGCCCACCGCCUUCCAGUCCGAGCUCAGCGACCCUGUGGAGCUCCAGGUGGCCGGAAGUUGAUCCAGCUGCGACACGGGCUGCUGAUGGGGUCCUUGGGAAGUACUUUCUCCAGUCUGGGUCACAUCCCUCUUGCUGCAGCUGGAGGCUGGAUUCCCUCUCAGGGGCUGGAGGGCUCUCUCUCAUUCCUCCCAGGAAUUAAUAAAUGUGAAGAGAACCUUUAAAACGUG